CGGAGGGGCGUGGCGGCGGCGGGCCCCGCUCCGCGGCGCGCGAGGCGGGCGGCGGUUCGCAGCCCGGCGGAUGGCGGUGGGCGCUGAGGGGACGCUGAGCCUGAUGGAGGUCGGCGGAUCCCUGCUGGAGCGGGUGGCCGUCGGCAACCCCCUCUCCCUGGUGCUGGCCGCCUCCGCCUUCGCGCUGAGCCUCGGCUACCUGUACCAGCUGGGUUACCGGCGCCACGUCGGGUCCGAGCGGAAGAAAUACCCACCUUAUAUUUCAUCAAGCAUCCCUUUCCUUGGACACGCAAUUGCAUUUGGAAAAAGUCCCAUUGAAUUUUUGGAAAAUGCUUAUGACAGGUAUGGACCUGUGUUCAGUUUCACUAUGGUUGGCAAGACAUUCACAUACUUACUGGGUAGUGAUGCUGCUGCUCUACUCUUCAAUAGUAAAAAUGAAGAUUUGAAUGCAGAGGAUGUAUACUCUCGGUUAACUACACCAGUUUUUGGCAAGGGAGUUGCUUAUGAUGUCCCUAAUACGGUGUUUUUGGAACAGAAGAAGAUGCUCAAAACGGGGCUAAAUAUUGCCCAGUUUAAACAGCAUGUAUCUGUGAUUGAGGAAGAAACAAAGGAGUAUUUCAAAGCAUGGGGAGAGAGUGGAGAAAAAAACCUGUUUGAAGCCCUUUCAGAACUUAUCAUUUUGACAGCAAGUCAUUGCUUACAUGGGAAAGAAAUAAGAAGCUUACUGAAUGAGAAGGUGGCUCAGCUGUAUGCCGAUUUGGAUGGGGGUUUUACUCAUGCUGCCUGGCUUCUGCCAGGUUGGCUACCUCUGCCCAGCUUCAGACGUCGAGACCGAGCACACAAAGAAAUAAAGAAUAUUUUCUACAAGGUUAUCCAGAAACGUCGGAAGUCUGAUGAAAAGGAGCAUGACAUGCUCCAAACUCUGCUUGAUGCUUCAUACAAGGAUGGCCGUCUGCUGACAGAUGAUGAAAUUGCUGGAAUGCUUAUUGGGUUGCUGCUAGCGGGGCAGCACACAUCCUCCACCACCAGUGCUUGGCUUGGCUUCUUCAUAGCCAGAGACAAAUCAAUACAGGACCAGUGCUAUGCUGAACAAAAAGCAGUUUGUGGGGAUGACUUGCCACCAUUAACUUAUGACCAGCUCAAGGAUCUCAGUUUGCUGGAUCGCUGUCUAAAAGAAACUUUAAGGCUUAGACCUCCUAUAAUGACCAUGAUGAGAAUGGCCAGAACUCCCCAGACUGUUGCUGGAUAUAACAUUCCCCCCGGCCAUCAGGUCUGUGUAUCUCCCACUGUUAACCACAGACUCAGGGACUCCUGGAAAGAUGCUCUAGACUUCAAGCCUGACCGGUAUCUCCAAGAUAACCCAGCAGCUGGAGAGAAAUUUGCGUAUGUUCCAUUUGGCGCUGGCCGUCAUCGCUGCAUUGGAGAAAACUUUGCUUAUGUUCAGAUUAAGACUAUUUGGUCUACUUUGCUUCGUUUGUAUGAAUUUGAUCUCAUCAAUGACUAUUUUCCGACUAUAAAUUACACAACUAUGAUACACACACCUAAUAACCCCAUUAUCAGAUAUAAGAGGAGGUCACUGUAAAUUUUGGAGCUAAAACCUUACUUAAAUUUAAGUUGUGUAAACUAACAGACUUUUGAAUAAAAUUGUGACAAAAUGAGUGGCAAAUGGAAACUCCUGCAUCUACUGCUAGGAAAGCAACAAUAAUCUACCACAUGCAAAGUCUUUGCAUCUAUUUUGUUUGUUUGCCCACACCAUUUAAUGCUGCUGUGUAUAAUUCCUUGUUCUACAAAUUUCUCAUUGCAUUUUUAAAAGAAAAAGUGUUUUUUCUAUUGGUGUAACACUGUUAAGGUGCAUGCCAACUCUUUAAGGUGAAGAAACAAGUCAUUUCUAUAAACGGAACUCUUUGCUUUUGAAAAAUAAUUGAAGAUUACUUUCCCCAGAUAAUAUGGCAUAAGACUGUGUACCGUACCUCUGUAUCCAACUACAGUAAAUUGGCCAGGGAACAGUCACAGAGGGGGAAGGUACUUGGUGGUGCUCUACUUCUGAUACCUGUGAUUCUGUUCCAAGCAAACUAGGUGUAGUCUCGGCUGAUUCUUGGAAGUGCCCACAUACAUACUUAUUUAAAAAAAGGUUACUGUACAGCUGAGUAGUAGGCAAACUACAAAAUGUCCACAGAGAAGUCUUUCUGAGAAUAAAUGAUUUAAAUGUCUAACUUGAAGCAGUUGUAAAAUGCUUUGGUUCAGAAAGGAAUGACCGAUUUUCUAAAAAUUUCUGAAAGUAAUGAUCUCUAAGAGCUUGGUGUAAGUGUGAAAGUAACAAUAUGAUGAUACAAACAUUAAUUUUGUAAAUAACAUGUUUGCGUAUAAAAUGGUCACAAACUAAGUGAAAUAGCUGAAUGUUGUCUCGCUUUGUACUGACUCAUGCAGGAUUGUUCAAUGAUGUUUGGUUCAAGAGUGGUGAUAAAUGGUAAUGAGCUCAUAGGAACUUUGAAUUAAAUUUAUAAACAAA
Aquila chrysaetos chrysaetos is the source of this 2509-nucleotide messenger RNA. Its product is annotated as lanosterol 14-alpha demethylase. Bases 71 to 1582 code for a protein of 503 amino acids. The transcript is spliced from 10 exons. NCBI's taxonomy places the organism in Eukaryota, Metazoa, Chordata, Aves, Accipitriformes, Accipitridae. The record is from RefSeq and is a predicted model, not a curated record. Gene Ontology annotation, molecular function: oxidoreductase activity, acting on paired donors, with incorporation or reduction of molecular oxygen; iron ion binding; heme binding.